This is a messenger RNA of Lytechinus variegatus (green sea urchin), 1094 nucleotides long. RefSeq names its product transmembrane ascorbate-dependent reductase CYB561-like. Bases 264 to 995 code for a protein of 243 amino acids. The transcript is spliced from 5 exons. Gene Ontology annotation, molecular function: oxidoreductase activity. The record is from RefSeq and is a predicted model, not a curated record. Lineage: Eukaryota; Metazoa; Echinodermata; Echinoidea; Temnopleuroida; Toxopneustidae.
AACGAGGUGCUCUCCUACCUAUCAAUAUGAGAAAGACGCCCCGAGUGCUUAGUCUGGUUGGAGUAAUAUAAAACGGCCAUUUCCCAUUUAAUAACUUGAUACCGAUACAUACUAUAAUAUUACAAGAUGAUAUUAAAUGCAGAGUCAUCCAGUUAACAAGGGCACUGUGGUGAUAACAUUCUUUGACAGAGGUAUACCACAAUCGGACUGAUUCUGGAGAGAUCUUAUUAAUUUUAGACGGUUGGUUGUUUCCUGUUCCAAGCAUGAUUUUCGUACUAAUCGUUAUUGCUGAGGUGUUAUGCGUACUUGCCGUGGUAUUGGUCGGUGUCUGGAUGGGCGUGUACCGAGGGGGCGUGGCUUGGGAUGGUACCACCUCCGAAUUCAACCUUCAUCCAAUCAUGAUGACCCUUGGUCUCAUUGUCUUCAAUGGCAACGCUCUGAUGCUCUACCGUGCCUGUCGGGAAACGCCAAAAGCGUGGGUAAAAGCAGCUCAUGUAAUCUUUCACUGUCUGGCCCUUUUCUGCGCAUGCCUGGCCCUGGUGGCGGUAUGGCAGUACCACAACGCCAAUGGUAUACCGAACGUUUACUCCAUCCAUAGCUGGAUCGGGAUAACUGUCUUCAUAAUGUAUGUCAUUCAGUGGUUCAUCGGGCUAUCCAUAUUCGCAUUUCCAUGUGCAAGUCUACAGCAUCGAGAUAGGUACAAGCCUCUCCAUGUAUUCUUUGGUGUCUUUCUGUUCGGUGGUGCGUGUGCUACUGCCCUCAUCGGCAUUGAAGACAAACUAAUGCUGGCAAUAUCAACAACUUAUUCCUCGCGACCACCAGAAGCCUAUGUGGCCAACUUUCUAGGUUUCGUCAUCCUCUUUCUGGCAGCAGUCGUGACGUUCGUUGUGACCUUUGCCCCUUGGAAGCGACCUGAUGACAUCCAGUCAGAGUGGCAGCCUAUCGUGUCCUCUACUCCCGCAAGAGAUUUGAACCUCCAACCUUCUAAUAUUUGAAUACCUGUACGCAGCAAUAACUGUGGUUACUAACCUGUGUACGACACCAGCCAUGUUACUCUGGUGUUAAAUCUGUUCACUGUUCAACAUCGAGGGCCC